AUGAGGCUGUGUAACCGCGGGAUGAUGAUGCUCCUGACCACCGCCGGGGCUUUCUGCGCCUUCAGCCUCAUGACCAUCGCGGUGGGCACGGACUACUGGCUCUACUCCCGGGGCAUGUGUCGCUCCAAAAGCUCCAGCGACAACGAGACCUUGCGCAAAAACGAGGAGGUGCUGACCCACUCCGGCCUCUGGAGGACCUGCUGCACCGAGGGAACGUUCCGGGGCGUUUGCAAAGACAUCGACCACUUUCCUGAAGAUGCCGACUAUGACCAGGAUGCAGCGGAAUAUUUGUUACGGGCAGUGAGAGCCUCCAGCCUCUUCCCCAUCCUCAGUGUGGGGCUGCUGUUCCUUGGGGGAGUGUGCGUGGCUGCCAGUGAGUUCUACAAGUCCCGCUACAAUGUGAUCCUGUGUGCUGGCAUCCUCUUCGUCUCUGCGGGUCUGAGUAACAUCAUUGGUAUCAUCGUGUACAUAUCAGCCAACUCGGACGACCCCAGCCAGAGCGACAACAAGAAGAGCUACUCGUAUGGCUGGUCCUUCUACUUCGGCGCACUGUCCUUCGUGCUGGCUGAGAUGGUAGGCGUCCUGGCCGUGCACGUGUUUAUAGAGAAACACCGCCAGCUGCGCACCAAAGGCAGACCCUCCCUCAUGAAGCCCCCCAUCUCACGCAGCUCCUCCUACUACCGCAAUCGCUACAGCCAGAACCGCUCGCGCCGCCUGAGCUCCCGGAGCACCUACAGCGGGGGGGACUCUUUCAGGGCAGCGCUUGUGAGGGACCGGGAGCCCUCCAUCACAGCAGAGACAAAGAUGAACACACAAGGAGGAUUGCCCACGCCCAUAACGCUUUGCCCGGACUUCAUGUUGUACACUAUGGCAACGCCGGCCUCUGAUGCCAAGAUGGAGGACGGACACGGAUUAGGAGGGCACAAUGAGGAGGAGCUGGUGUCUGGGAAUUGCUCAGGCAACAGAAGGACGACACCUGUGUGA
Periophthalmus magnuspinnatus is the source of this 984-nucleotide messenger RNA. Its product is annotated as voltage-dependent calcium channel gamma-3 subunit-like. Gene Ontology annotation, molecular function: voltage-gated calcium channel activity; channel regulator activity. The record is from RefSeq and is a predicted model, not a curated record. Gene Ontology annotation, biological process: postsynaptic neurotransmitter receptor diffusion trapping; calcium ion transport; neurotransmitter receptor transport, postsynaptic endosome to lysosome. NCBI's taxonomy places the organism in Eukaryota, Metazoa, Chordata, Actinopteri, Gobiiformes, Gobiidae. Gene Ontology annotation, cellular component: postsynaptic density membrane; AMPA glutamate receptor complex. The transcript has 4 exons. The coding region runs from base 1 to 984 and encodes 327 amino acids.